CUAAUUGAAAUUUGAUCAUUAUUCGUUCAUUUAGCAUAGCAGCUAGUUACAGUAGUGUCAAUUUCUAUAAAUUUCGCAUAAUCAAGAACCAUGAAGACUGCUUUUUUGCACUUUUCUGCUCUUCUAUUUUUAAUUUCGUGUAUUAUAGCUAUUAAUGCAGAUAAACACGACAAAUAUUCAAAGAAGGCAAACUAUCAAGAGUCUGAAACCUAUAAUUCUGAUUUUAGAAAUCUUCAAAAACCUUUCCGAGUAGCUAAACUUAAUUUAUUAUGGUCAAAGGCAGUUCACCGAUUGACAGAGCCGAAGCUCAAAUCAUUAUUUACAGAAUUAAAGUUGCAUGACAAGGAGGAACUGACAUUCAAGCAUCUAAAAAGUGAAAAGCCGAAAGAGUUCAAUGAUGGACUCAAAGAAGCAGAUCUUCGCAAGAAAUUGAUUGGAAUUAUGUCAACUUAUGGUUUACUGGAAGUUCUUGACUUUGAUGAAAUUAAUGAUCCAGCAAAUCACAAGCACCAUAAGCCAAAAGAAGGAAAAGUCAAGACUGAUAAUUACAAGAAUAAAAGUUUAUUUAAAGACAAGAAAUUGAAUAAGUUAUGGGAACGUGCUGAGGUAAGCGGUGGCUUUACUCCAGAGGAAUUGCAGACAUUAAAAGAGGAGUUCCAGCAUCAUGAGGAAAAAGUUGAUUUUUAUUUUAAUUUGAUUGAGAAUCUCGACAAUACGAAGAAUAAGAAGGAUGAUGAUCAUCAUAAGAAUGCCAUUAAUGAGGAAGAAUUCGACACAUUCAAUGAAAUUGCAAUGAACGAUGAAAAUGAGGCAAAAGACAUUUAUCAUGAUCAGAAGCGCAACAAUAAGCAUGACGAGUACAUUAGUAAGGCAAAUGAAGUUAGAGACAAGCAUCGUGAAAUUCGCGACAACAUUGACCGUCUUGAAAGAAUCGUUGCACGUGGUGAUGAUGAAUCUGAUUUUAUAGAACCAAAAGUUCAAGGCUUAUGGAGAAUUGCACAGCAAAGUAACUUUUCAGCUGAGGAACUAGCAUCAAUGAAAAUUGAAUUGCAUCAUUUUGAAUCUCGAUUCUUAAAGCUUCGUCAGUUGCACGCGGAACAUGCUUUGACCAUGGAAAAGUUCAAACAUGUUAAGCCAGGUGACAAGCAUCAUGAUCACGUUGACGAACUCGAGUCUAAAAUUAAAAAGCAGUCUAGGAAAGUUGAGAAGCUACAGGACGAUAUUGAGAUUCGUUUAAGACGACAUUCUGAACUAUAAAUGUGAUGAUUAACAAUAAUUUGCUCAAACCUAUUUCUGAUGCCAAAAAAAGUCAAAAGAAACAAAAUGUUUUGUCACAAUGUUUGGGGUGUCCAUAAGUUGAUUUUGUAGGGAAUUUGAGAGUUUUAUGUAAGGUAUUUUUUGUGGCU
Messenger RNA from Chironomus riparius, 1406 nucleotides. The record is from the annotation of a GenBank genome assembly. Lineage: Eukaryota; Metazoa; Arthropoda; Insecta; Diptera; Chironomidae.